Messenger RNA from Lycium barbarum (goji berry), 2938 nucleotides. RefSeq lists its product as uncharacterized. Gene Ontology annotation, biological process: proteolysis. Lineage: Eukaryota; Viridiplantae; Streptophyta; Magnoliopsida; Solanales; Solanaceae. Bases 1078 to 2928 code for a protein of 616 amino acids. Gene Ontology annotation, molecular function: aspartic-type endopeptidase activity. The transcript has 2 exons. The record is from RefSeq and is a predicted model, not a curated record.
CAAGCAUAUUUUAAUUAAUUGAUAGAAGUGAAAAGGGGUUAGGAAAUAAUCAUCUACCCAGAAUAUUGGGCCAAUUCCCUUUUCCUCGUAAACCAAAAUCUGUGGCCCAAAAGACCCAACCCAAUAUAUCCACCGACCCGGCCCACCUAAAACUAAAGCCACCACCUAAAUCCCCAAACUAAGUCUUCAACCCCAUUUUCAUGCCAACCAAACGACCCUAGUAUUCUUCACCCAAAUUCAAUGGAAAUCUGAAAUCCCUAACUAGCCAUCACCUCCACCUCUCUCCCAUUCACGUCACCUCUCUGCCGGCUCCACCGUCGGACCGCUGGAUCAAAGUGGUCAUCGACGCCACUGUCAUCAUCAAUCACCUUUUCUCCCAUCACCCAUCUCCCUUUUCUGAAAAAUAGAGCUCAACAACUCCUAAAAGGUCGAUUGAGACCUCUGAGAAAGGGGAAGAACAAAGAUCCAUCAGCCCAUCUCUCAACCCGAUGGAUACAAACCAGAAUUGGCAAUAUUUCUACCCCAAACGGCUCUUUCUCCUUCAAAUCACCUCUGAAAAGGUGAGAAUCCCAUCAUUUUCAAUUUAAGAGAUUUUCCCUCCGUAUUCAUUACUUUGAAUUUUGAAUUUGAUACCUUUAAUUUUCAGCUAUAAAUACAGCCCCUCUAUGGGCUGUUGAUGACAGGUUCAAGUGUUAGAAAUUCCCUAUUGAACAACCCCAAAAAAAUCCCAUCGGCUUUCUCAAAAAUCUUUUUUUUUUACUCUUAAGUUGGGGCUCUCAAAAAAAUUCUCUUUAACUAAGUUUUUUUUUUUUUUUUUUUUGUCGAAUUCUCGGUGGUUCUCGGCUAAACAAGCUUUUCAAGAGGAUUCGGAGACUGGACGACAACAAUAGCCUCAGUUCGCUGUCACGAAGAAGAGGGGACCCCGGUUGGCGGACAGUAACCUUGGAAUCAUCGGUUGCUUAGCUUUACGUUGCCCUUCCAAGAAGUCUCAGGAAGGCGUCGCGUAACAGUUGGUAUCAGAGCCUAGGCUCGACAUCGGACGAGGGAACACGUUACUAUUGUCAUCAUUUUUUUACCAUGGUGAACCAUGGAGACCGCCUCUUGAUUUUGGAAACGACGGUCAACAGACUUCCACCCAUGACUGAAAGAGUGGAGGACCUGGACCGCAGGAUGCGACAGGCUGAACAAGACAUUGUAAAUAUUACUACUGACACUGAUGCAGCCGCACAGACGACUGCCGUACAAAGAGAUGAGGACCUGGCCCAUAGGACUCGGGAGGCAGAUAGAAUGACUGCCAUGCAAGUAACCAUCGACCACUUGACUAAUCAGCUCAAUGUUGUCAACGCUGCCUUACAGGGCCUACUCCAAGGAGGGGGCAAUCCUAUUGGGGGCGCGGCAAACAUUGCCGCGGCGCCCCAGAAACUCAAGAUUCCUGAACCAAAGCCCUAUCAGGGUGCUCGAAACGCCAAAGUGGAAAAUUUCACCUUUGACAUCGAGCAGUACUUCGACGCUGUGGGAGAACUGGAGGAGCCCAAGAAGGUAGCAACUGCUGCCAUGUAUUUACAAGGCGACGCCAAACUCUGGUGGCGUGUGAAAUAUGAAGCUAUCAAGGCAGGUGAGGAUGCUCUUGAGACAUGGGAAGAACUAAAAGCAGCCAUUCGUUUACAGUUCUUCCCCGAGAACGUCGAGUAUAAUGCACGGAGGAAACUUCAGGAACUCAGGCAAACGAAGUCAGUCCGAGAUUAUGUCCGCGAGUUCUCUGCACUCAUGCUGAACAUAAGGGACAUGGGCGACAAGGACAAGCUUUUCACGUUCAUGGAAGGUUUGAAACCCUAUGCCCGCAUGGAAAUACAAAGACAAAGGGUGGAUUCCUUGCCCAAAGCUAUCCAAGCUGCGGAAUGCCUCAGUGACUACCAAGUGGAUGCUCGAAAGGAUAGACCUCAACCACCAGCCCGUGGGGGAUUCAAAGGGGGCCAAUCCUACAAUGCUGGUCCCAGCCGAAGUGGGGGAGAUCGUAGUGUGACCAAAUCUAAAGGUUCCUCCUCAGGCAGCAAUAGUGCUGCAUCUCAUAAUAAUGAUCAGGGGCGGAAGCCCCCCUCAGGAUGUCGUCAUUGCGGCGGACCACAUUGGAACAAUGAAUGCCCACAGGCACAGAUGAACGCCCAUCAAAUUCUGGAUGAUGGGACGAACGAUGAUGAGGAUGAUGCGGAUCAAACAGAACCAAUAGGUGCCUUCAAUGCACUUGUUUGUUCCAUUUCCAACGCUGUAGAGGGCACCAGUGCCGGCCUAUGCAAAAAGAAAGACCCAAGCUCGACUGCCAAGAAGGGAAAGACAAAGGCAGGCAACGGGCCUCCUCCAAGAGAGGAGAAGACCCUGAUGUUUGUCGACUUGAGAGUAAAUGGCAAACCUAUUAAGGCCAUGAUAGACACAGGUGCUACGCACAACUAUCUGGCCACCACAGAAGUAGAACGUCUUGGCCUAGUUGUUGGAAAGGGUAAAGGCCGUGUCAAAGCUAUCAACUCACCGCCCCAAUUGGUGGGUGGGAUAGCCAAAGGAGUGCCGGUAAAGAUGGGUCCUUAUGAAGGCAAGUUCGACUUGUGGGUAGUGAUCAUUGAUGACUUCGACUUGAUAGUGGGGUUGGAAUUCAUGAGACAAACUAACAUCAUUCCCAUACCCUACGCGGAUGUGCUUCUGAUGAUGGGAGCAAACGGGGCCAAACCCUGCAUUGUCCCAUGCACAACCAUAAAGAUGGCUUCAAGAGAUAUCUCUGCAUUGCAGCUGAAGAAGGGGGUCCAGCGACAAGAACCCACGUUCCUAGCUACCCUUUGCAUUGAAGAGAUUGAGCGUUCUUCGGGUCCCAUUCCAAUGCCCGUGAAGGAGCUCAUGAAGGAAUUUGAGGAUGUCAUGCCGCAAGAUAUGCCGAAGUGACUCCCGCCUA